AUGCCAUAUCUUACCCAUUCCUUGACACGUUCUUCGGACCAAACACGUGAGCUCCUUGAUUUUUGUGAGCAUCACAGUUCGCCGAGACAAAAUGUAGAUUUCCAGGCCAUGGCCACCGCACUUGCCCAGAUAUUUCGAGCCUACAUCAAUCAAACAGAAAUUACAUGCAUAGUGAAAGGCCGCAUUCGGCGCCCUAAUGCUAUUGGAGAUUCUCUCAAUCUCCUUGGUAAGAAUGUCCGUUCAUAUCAGAUUCUUGUUUCAAACAAGGCCUAUAAAGUUCCAAGCAUCAAGAUCCUUGUCAAUGGGUCAGAUGAGAAGAACACCUAUUAUUCAUUCUCAAGUAAUGAUACGUUCCGCCUCACAGGCUUUCGUACUUCAACGAAAAGUCUUUCCCAAAAGCGUCUAAGAGAAAGGCGCGCUGCUGGCUUUCUACUAGACUGGAGUGUCUAUUAUAUGACUGCUCAGUUCCCGGCCACUGAGCCAUUGCAAAAGUAUAAUGAUAUUUUGUUCGAGGUUCUGUUGACGUCUUAUUGGCCUUCUGGUGAAGGACCCAACUUACCGAGUCACUUGUUUUGGAAGAACUUCAAGAAACGUCCAGAGAUUGAGCAGCCGGAUAGCCUUAUGCUUGCGUUACAAGAUGGCCUCACCAGAUUAUGUUUCACACCCAGUGGUAGACUGAUAAGUCUCAGGGAUGUUAAUAUUAUGAUACAAGGUCAUGACCCCGGUAUGGGCGCUUCAAGGAUCAAGAACCUCCUCAUGGAAGGAUUCGAAGAAAUCGUUAUCUACGCAUGCCAGCAAUGCUUCUUCCAGCCAGGCAAUACAACAGUCGAUGCGACAUUGUCGCAUAUAUGCCGUUCACUCAGGAUCGUAAUGCAGGAUGAAUACCUUCCCCUCGAGCACGUGGAUACCCGGAGAAUUCUUCACAGAGCGUGGUUGAGACUGCAGUUUAUGCUAGUAGUCAAAGACACGACAAACAGUGCGACUGAAGACUCAAUACCUCCUAUCAAAUGUCGCAGCCAAGCGUCAGAUAUUCAACCUCUUAUCAAAAGAAUUGCCAAUAGUAUCGUCUCCCACCCGAUGGCUACGAGCGUUCUUAUCUCGGUGUUGCUGCGAGUCCAUGAGACAGACAUCCCCCUAAUAUUGCUAAUCGCAUCAUAUGCCUAUUGUAAGAGCUUGCAAUCAGAGGCAUGGGGCACCGAGGAGACUCGGGUAGCGACCGCCAUAGGAUCGCAGGUAGAGGUGCUAUCGGACGAAAUAGAGCGCGCAGUGGCAUUUACCAACGAACUUUGUCAGCAAAUGCAAGAUGAUGGCCCCUACGAAUCUUGCGAUGCUUCUGAUACUAGGCCUCGAAAUGGCCAUAGCGAAGAUGUCUCAAACACCGCUUUGAAAGAAGCGGGACAAGAUUCAGCACCCCUGUUCCGCGAGCAAGAGAAGUUUCAAAAUUUCAAAGCUCCAGAGUUACUCUUAAGGUACACUGACAGAGAAUUGGAGAGAUUCAUUUUUUCAAUCGAGGCAUUAGAGGCUUUUGUUGAUGUUCUUCUAUUCUGGCUCCCAAGGCUAGGCCUGAACCAAGAGAUUGAAUUGAAACCGGACGUCUCGAAGCGUAAUAUUGACAGAGAUGAAGAGUUCGUCGCUUCCGAACACCUUUGUCUUGAGACGCCUCCCGGCUCCGGGUUGAAAGAUGCAAUACAGGUCCAAAUUGAAGCGCUGAAUGCUUCCACUCGGCUGCGAGAGGCAUGUAUCAGACUCGGAGCCUAUAUCUUGGGGUCCUGGAAUUCCGAUCGUCUAUGGAUCGAGAUUGCUCGUCUUUUUAAUGCCCCAGUAGCUAAUGGCUACAGGCGCGUUACUUGGCAAUCCGACUUUGACGAUUCUGAUCCUUCUGAUUUGGAUGAGCAUUUAUUAGAACUAGCAGAUUGUCAAGCGGCGUCGUUGAGUUCAAUGAUAUGCACAUCGGAGAAUCAGCUCAUUGGAACCUUCAGACUGUCGGAUAGAAUGAUGCUGAGCGCGCCUAGUAGCAAAUUCCAACAUUCUCCGGCAACAAAGACAAGUCUUGGGACUUCCAUCAUCAAGCAAUCUGCUGGUGGUACGAAUUCUGAUCAUUUGGGGAAUUGCAGCUCAAACGGCCCGAGGAAUCAACUGGCCAUUGAAAAUUCCACAACAGAAUCUUCGCAACUCAAUGUGAAGAGAUUUUUCGAGGUAUGCAUAAGUAUGGGUAACCAUGCGGUACGGUUAGAGGAGAUCGACUUAAGCUCCGUGCACUCAGAUGGGGCUCUCUUUAAACAUAUCUGGAACAGAUAUCGUCAGUCACGCGGAUUCUGUAUGCGAAGACUGUUUCUCAAGCCAAGAGAUGUCCAUUUUGUACAGUUUUGUUUAAAUCGCUCUUUGCAAGAUCUAGUCGGUAUUCAAAAAUCACCCAGUGAAUACCCACCAGAUGAGGAGGUUCAAUGGAAUCGCUACCACUAUGUGCGGCCAAAGCUCUUGAUGCCUGCUAAUUUAUUUCUUCAUUUUCUGCAUCUUGCGGGCAAGGAUUCUGAAAGGCUACAUUAUCGUCGGACAUGGAUUGAGAGACUACCAAAAAAGCUUGAAACGGCCAUCCUCGAAGUAGACACGACGGCUCGCAUCUUUCCAGGUCUAUCAGCGGAGGUUCAAGUGCAGAGGGCCGAGGAAGGCACGAGCGUACCAAACUGGGCACUUCAUACUAAUCAGCCCCAAAGCUUGGAUGACCCAGAGGAGACCGACAUUGUUACAGGCUGGGGAGUUCACAUUAUCGAAGGACCUAACCACUCGGGCCUGAGUUUCGUUUUGAUGUUUGGGGUGGUGAUUUCUUUCUUUGUGUCUGUUAUGCUGACCGGUCUUGCAAGAACAGAAGAACAGGGAUUCGGCGUUGGCUCUUUUCUAAUCGCUGUUUUGACAUGCGGUAUGACAGCGGUAUACUUUGCUUUGACAGACUGA
This is a messenger RNA of Fusarium mangiferae, 2952 nucleotides long. RefSeq lists its product as uncharacterized. The coding region runs from base 1 to 2952 and encodes 983 amino acids. The transcript has 4 exons. NCBI's taxonomy places the organism in Eukaryota, Fungi, Ascomycota, Sordariomycetes, Hypocreales, Nectriaceae. The record is from RefSeq and is a predicted model, not a curated record.